Molecule: messenger RNA, 2270 nt
Organism: Lemur catta (Ring-tailed lemur)
Lineage: Eukaryota; Metazoa; Chordata; Mammalia; Primates; Lemuridae
Gene: WDR45
Product: WD repeat domain 45
Exons: 11
Coding region: 884-1969 (361 amino acids)
Biological process (GO): protein localization to phagophore assembly site; protein lipidation; autophagy of mitochondrion
Cellular component (GO): phagophore assembly site membrane; extrinsic component of membrane; cytosol
Molecular function (GO): phosphatidylinositol-3-phosphate binding; phosphatidylinositol-3,5-bisphosphate binding; protein binding
Source: RefSeq, a predicted model, not a curated record
GUUGAGUGGGUGCUGGCAUUGGAAUAAGUACGAGGACAGUCUUGGGAGAGGGGUGAGGCUUUCUGGGCAGAAUUCUUGGGUGGCGCGGGCAUUUGCAAUGGAGGUUCAAAACAGGGGUCUUGGAAGGUGGAGCUGUCCAAAUAAUGGGAGUGAAGCGGUCUGUCUGGUGAACGGUGUUACACGGGGGAAAGGUAGGAGGUCUGGGCUCUUGGAGCAUGGGGACAGGGUGUGCCUGGGCAGAGUUCUUGGGGACAUGAGGGCUCAAAGGGAGAAUGGAGGCUCUAGGGCAGUAAUCUUGGGGCAUGGGUUCCUGGUUAGGCAUUUUAGGGAGUUGAGAUCCUCUUGGGCAGGGGUUUGGGAUGAUUUUUUCUGGGCAAGGGUCUUGAGAGGGUGGGGGUGCCCUUGGGCAGGGUCUUGGAGAGAGGCUAGGGGUUUAGAGAAGGAAUCUUAGGGGGAUGGCAUUCCUGAGGGUGGGUCAUGUUGGAGUCAAGGACAGCAGAGCACAAAGAAGAUGUCUCAGGGUAGGGACUUUAGACUGAUAGGGUAAUCCCUAGGUAGGGGCCUGAGGGCAUAAGGGAGAUCUACGGGAACAUCCAGGCUAGCCCUGGUUGGGAAUGAGCAAGGUAUGAGCAUAGCAGUCUCAGGGCCAAGUCAUGAAGGUGCAAGAAGAGGUGCUCUUUUCCUUAUUUAUUGAUAGGUGGAGUUGGGUGCUAGGUCCAGGUGUGAAGAUAAGAAGUGGGUUGCAAGUGGUUCCAGGCCAUGUGCUGCAUUGGGGCCAAGAUUUGGCUGAGGUUGGAGAUAUCACCGGGGCACCCCUUCCUCAUUGCUUCCUGAUGAGUCAGUGAAGGCCAGCGUGUAAGGAGGAGGAGAGCAAUCCUGGACCAUGACUCAGCAGCCACUUAGAGGAGUGACAAGCCUGCAUUUCAACCAAGACCAAAGCUGCUUUUGCUGUGCCAUGGAGACCGGUGUGCGCAUCUACAAUGUUGAGCCAUUGAUGGAGAAAGGGCACCUGGACCAUGAGCAGGUGGGCAGCAUGGGCCUGGUGGAGAUGCUGCAUCGCUCCAACCUUCUGGCCCUGGUGGGCGGUGGUAGCAGCCCCAAGUUCUCAGAGAUAUCAGCAGUGCUGAUCUGGGACGAUGCCCGGGAGGGCAAGGAUUCCAAGGACAAGCUGGUGCUGGAGUUCACCUUCACCAAGCCAGUGCUGGCUGUGCGCAUGCGUCAUGACAAGAUCGUGAUUGUGCUGAGGAACCGCAUCUACGUGUACUCCUUCCCCGACAAUCCCCGGAAGCUGUUUGAGUUUGAUACACGGGACAACCCCAAGGGGCUCUGUGACCUCUGCCCCAGCCUGGAAAAGCAAUUGCUAGUGUUCCCAGGGCACAAGUGCGGGAGUUUGCAACUUGUGGACCUGGCAAGCACAAAGCCUGGCACCUCCUCUGCUCCGUUCACCAUUAAUGCCCAUCAGAGUGAUGUAGCCUGCGUGUCCCUGAAUCAGCCAGGCACUGUAGUAGCCUCAGCCUCCCAGAAGGGUACCCUCAUUCGCCUCUUUGACACGCAAUCCAAGGAGAAAUUGGUGGAGCUGCGCCGAGGCACUGACCCUGCUACCCUCUACUGCAUUAACUUCAGCCACGACUCUUCAUUCCUCUGUGCUUCCAGUGAUAAGGGCACCGUCCAUAUCUUUGCUCUCAAGGAUACCCGCCUCAACCGCCGCUCCGCGCUGGCUCGCGUGGGCAAGGUGGGGCCUAUGAUUGGGCAGUACGUGGACUCUCAGUGGAGCCUGGCAAGCUUCACUGUGCCUGCUGAGUCAGCCUGCAUCUGCGCCUUUGGUCGCAACACUUCCAAGAACGUCAACUCUGUCAUUGCCAUCUGCGUAGAUGGGACCUUCCACAAAUAUGUCUUCACUCCUGAUGGAAACUGCAACAGAGAAGCUUUCGACGUAUACCUUGACAUCUGUGAUGAUGAUGACUUUUAAGGACCCUGGGAGCUGUGCUAGGGACCUGCAGUGGCAGAUAACAGAGCUUAGCCUUGAGAGUAGAGUGCUGUGGAAGCCACCAGCCAACAAGCAUUAACGGGGCCAGUGCCCACUUUUCACUCAGCAGAGCUAUGUCUAAAUAAACAGCUCACUUCCCCCAAGCACUUAUUAAUGACUGUGCCCGAAGGGCCAGGCCAGGAACCCCGAAGGAAAGUCCUAGUCCAACCUGGGGAUUUUUAAAAGCUUCCCAGGAAAAGAUGAUCUCUGAUGUGAUGAAUUGAAUAAAAGGCCCUGAAUGGCA